AUGCCGCGGGGAAAGGGGAAGGGCACGGGUGGCAAACCGGCCAAGCCGAAGCAGGCCGCGAAGAGGCCAAAAAACCAGAGAGGCGCGAAGGCGGCGACGGAGCAGGGGCCUGCGCGGCCGCAGGUGUGGCGCAAGGGGCUCGACGAGCUCGGGGAGGACGAGGAGCUCGACUACGACCCGACGGUGUACUUCUGUCUGCACUCCCUCUCCCUCGACUGGCCCUGCCUGUCGUUCGACCUCUGCAAGGACGGGUUCGGCGCCCCCCGCAACGCGUUCCCGCACCAGAUGCUGCUGGUGGCCGGGACGCAGGCCGCGGACGCACGGAGCAACUACCUCGCCGUCAUGAAGCUCGCCGACAUGGGACAGGCUGGGCACGGGCCGAAGCCGGCCAAGGAGGGCGACGACAGCGACAGCGACAUGAGCGAGUCCAGCGACGACGAGGACGAGGAGCCGCCCAAGCUGCACUGCCGACAGGUGGCGCACAACGGCGGCGUCAACCGCGUGCGCGCAUGCCCGCAGCACCCCAACCUGGUGGCCACGUGGAGCGACGCGGGCCAGGUCAACAUGUUCGACGUCGAGGAGCAGCUCAAGGCCGUGGCCGACGCGAAGGAGGUGAAGCCGCCAAAGGGCGCUCAGAAAGCGCAGCCGAAGCAGACGUUCGGCGGCCACUCGUGCGAGGGGUUUGCGAUGGACUGGUCGCCGCUGACGACGGGGCGGUUCGUGUCCGGGGACUGCAAGGGCCGCGUCUUCCUGUGGGAGCCGACGCCCGCCGGAAAGUGGGACGUCGGGCAGCGCAAGUUCGCGGGGCACACGGGCAGCGUGGAGGACGCGCAGUGGUCGCCCACGGAGCCUGACGUGUUCAUGACGGUGGCGGCGGACCGCACGAUCCGCGUGUGGGACUGCCGCGUGGCGACGAAGCCCAUGAUCACGCUCGAGGGCGCGCACGACGCGGACGUCAACGUCCUGUCGUGGAACCGCCUGACGACGCACAUGGUCGCGACGGGCGGCGACGACAACGCGCUGCGCAUCUGGGACCUGCGCAACCUCGCGGCGGGGCGGCACGUCGCGCACUUCAACUACCACCGCGGCCCCGUGGCGGCCGUGGAGUGGUGCCCGUACGAGUCGAGCAUGUUGCUGACGUGCGGCGAGGACGACCAGCUGUGCGUGUGGGACCUCGCGCUGGAACGCGACCCGGAGGAGGAGGCGGCGAUGGCGGCGGAGCUGGGCGGGGAGCGCAACGCGGAGCUGCCGGAGGACGUGCCCCCGCAGCUGCUGUUCGUGCACCAGGGGCAGCACAUGCUCAAGGAGGCGCACUGGCACACGCAGAUCCCCGGGAUGAUCGUGUCGACCGCGGGGGACGGGUUCAAUGUGUUCAAGCCGUUCAACGUGUGA
Molecule: messenger RNA, 1392 nt
Organism: Pedinophyceae sp. YPF-701
Lineage: Eukaryota; Viridiplantae; Chlorophyta; Pedinophyceae
Source: the annotation of a GenBank genome assembly